Molecule: messenger RNA, 1923 nt
Organism: Epithele typhae
Lineage: Eukaryota; Fungi; Basidiomycota; Agaricomycetes; Polyporales; Epitheliaceae
Product: digestive organ expansion factor
Exons: 11
Coding region: 1-1923 (640 amino acids)
Biological process (GO): maturation of SSU-rRNA from tricistronic rRNA transcript (SSU-rRNA, 5.8S rRNA, LSU-rRNA)
Cellular component (GO): small-subunit processome; nucleolus
Molecular function (GO): U3 snoRNA binding; rRNA binding
Source: RefSeq, a predicted model, not a curated record
AUGGCUAUCGACGACUCUAGCUCUACCACGACUCGGCUCUUGACUCUUCUCAACGUUUCGGCCACCAAAACUGGCAAGCGCAAGCGGACGUACUACGAAGAAAGCAAGCCUGCUGAAAAGCUGAACAAAAAGCGUGUGGUCCAGUUCUCGCCGGACUCGGAGAGCACUGCGACUGUGUCUGAAACUACCGCGGAGAAAGGAGCCCAGGGCGAAGAGGGAGGCGUAGAGGGCGAAGAGGUAGAGGGGAAUCCUGUGGACGAAGACGAUGCGGGCGCGGAUCCGUAUGAAGCACACUUCGGCCUGACUCCAAGCGUGUUGACCCAAAGCGCGCGCGAGGCAGUCGACCGACGUGAAUGGGCAACGAGGAGAGACAAGUGCGGAAAAAUGGGAGCCGUGGUUGAGUCAGUACCGGAAGGUGUCGAGCAUUCCAGUGUGUCUGGUUCGAAGCACAAGAUUCCACAAAAACUUCGGGAGCCCAUGGAGGCGAGGCAGAGCAAACUGCCUCGAGAAAUGGUUGAGCUCCAGAAUGAUGUGCUGAAUAUGCUGUCAUCGUACCGCGACUUGUAUCUCACUCGGACGGCGCUGGAAGCUCAACCCAUUGUCCGCGAAGCCUUGGCUCUACAUGCACUCAACCAUAUCACCAAAAAGCGCCGUCGUAUCAUGAAGAACAACGAGCGCAUAUCGCACGCGACCAAAGCCGGCAACGAGCCACCUGAGGACGUCCAAGACCAAGGCUUCACGCGACCCUCCGUGCUCAUUCUCCUCCCUUUCCGCUCCUUCGCCUUGCGCUGGAUAUCGGCACUCACGUCCCACACCCCGACCUCGCACUAUCAGAUCGAAAACAAUGCGCGGUUCCAGACCGAGUACGGCCUCCCUCCGGGUGCAGUGGAUAAGUUGGCCAGCGCGGAGCCCGGGGCGUACCCCCGAGAUCACGUCGAGAUGUUCAAAGGAAACGUCGACGAUAGCUUCAGGUUGGGCGUGAAACUGACGAAAAACAGCGUCAAAUUGUUUGCGGACUUCUACGCAUGUGACGUGAUUGUCGCAAGUCCUCUGGGACUUCGUAUGUCCGUCGAGAAGGAACAAAAUGGAGACUUCCUCUCGUCCAUCGAGAUGGUCAUUAUGGACCAGACAGACGCCUUGACAAUGCAAAAUUGGGAACAUGUUCAGUUUGUCUUCACCCACUUGAACCAAAUGCCCAAAGAAUCCCAUGACGUUGACUUCUCUCGCAUUAAACCUUGGUAUCUUGACGGACACUCGACAUACCUCCGUCAGAGCAUUGUGCUGAGCGCAUACGAUACACCAGAAGUACGUGCACUCUACAAUCAGGUGUUGAAAAAUGUCGCAGGAAAGGUCCGCGGGGAAAGGAAAUGGCCUCCUAUUCAAGUGCCUGAAGGCAUCGAUCAGAACUUUGUGCACAUUAGUUCUAGUAAUCCAAAGGAUGAGCCAGACAAGAGGUUCCAACACUUCACGGCACAGAUGCUCCCGGCGAUCAUGAAGUCUGCUGUUCAGAGCGCGAACACUGUCAUAUUCGUACCAUCAUCGUUCGACUUCAUUCGGGUUCAGAAUCAUUUCCGGAAGACCGCUGGUCAUUCCUUCGCUGUGCUGUCCGAGUACUCAUCAAACCAAGAUAUCUCUCGGGCACGCCAAGCUUUCUUCUCUGGGAAGAAAGCCUUCUUGCUCGUUAGCGAACGGUUUCAUUUCUUCCGGAGAUACAAACUUCGAGGAAUCCGCAAUCUUGUUUUUUACGCUCCCCCUGACCAUCCUCAGUUCUACACGGAGUUCCUGUCUUAUCCCUUUUUGGAUGACGAUGUUGACGCGUCGGACGUAACAUGCAAAGUGUUGUACUCGAAGUACGACUGGCUGCGUCUGGAACGCAUAGCAGGCACAGAGGGGGCCGCUGAGUUGAUAAAACAAAACGCAUGA